AUGGAGGUGGAUGAUGUGGAGUGCAGCAAGUCGGCCAUCAACCAAUGGUCCGUCGUCAAGCCGUUUGGCGGCUGCCAGCCGCCGAAGCAGCGAUCGCUGCACGCGAGCAUCGUCGUGGGCGAUUGCCUCUACAUCUUUGGAGGGUACGAUGGUAGCAGCAGGGUGAACGACUUCUACAAGUUCAGCUUCAAGGCUUCGAAGUGGUCGCAGAUUCACCCCGCAGGGAGUAGCCCGACGGCACGUGACCGGCACGUUGUUGUGUCUUAUGCCGACAAAAUCUACAUCUUCGCUGGCUACGACGGCAACAACCGUGUAAACGACUUCUGGCAGUAUGAUACCGAGCACGAGGUGUGGAGCACGGUGGACCCGGCCCUGGGAAACCCACCGACUCCACGCCACAGCCACUCCGGUGUGGAAUACGAUGGCUCCAUGUACAUUUUCGCGGGUUACGAUGGGAACUACAGGAGCGAUUUUCACCGCUACAACUUCCCGCAGCGGAAGUGGUCCAUAGUGCCUGUCAAGGGAUCCGUGCCCAAGGCACGCUACAGGACAUCGGCCGUGGCGUACAAGAACCGUAUGCUCGUGGUCGGUGGGCAUGAUGGUGCCAAGCACUUGAACGAUUUCUAUCAGUUCAACUUCGACACACUGGAGUGGAGCAUGGUGGAAACCACAGGGCAGGUGCCUCCACCGUCGCCGCGAGACUCCCAUUCGGCAGUCAUUUGCGGCGACUCCAUGUACCUCUUCGGAGGUAGCACUGGCAGCGCGCGGAACGAUUUGUACGCCUUCAGUUUCGAGACAGACCAGUGGACAGAGGUGCGGACGACGCCUGGUGCCACCCAGAAGAGCAAUGUCCCCUGCCCUAGAUUCUGCCACACCUGUGACGUGUACAACAAUUCGCUUUACGUCUUCGGUGGCUACGACGGCCAGCAGCGGCUCAACGAUUUCUGGCAGUUCAAGCUUGCCACAGAAGUCAAUAUUGACAUUCCCAGCAGCUCCCUAGUUUCUGACCUGCGCGAGUUCCUCAACGAUGCGAAGCUGUCUGAUGUCACUUUCAUCGUGGAGGGAAAGCCAGUGUAUGCACACAAGCUGCUCUGCAUGCGAUGUUCGUACUUCCGGGCCAUGUUCGAGGGGCAGAUGCGUGAGGCACAGCAGAAGACCAUCACCAUCAACAAUGUCUCGCAUCGGGUGUUCCUUGCCUUGCUGGAGUAUUUGUACACAGAUGAAUUCGAAAUUUCCAUGGACAUCGCGAUGGACCUCUUCGUGGCGGCGGACCAGUUUGGUAUUGAUCGGCUGAAGAGGUUGUGCGAGAAGAAAAUUCUCGUUUCAAUCAACAUCGAUAGCGCGGCUACGAUCCUCCAGGCGCUUUUGCUGCUUUGUUGCCUUCCUGAGAACCUGGGAGGGCUGAACCAAGAGCUCUGGUUUGAGGUUUGA
Symbiodinium sp. CCMP2592 is the source of this 1431-nucleotide messenger RNA. The record is from the annotation of a GenBank genome assembly. NCBI's taxonomy places the organism in Eukaryota, Dinophyceae, Suessiales, Symbiodiniaceae.